GCGGGACCGCGGCAGGCAUUCUGACACUAGGGGGAACUGACUUGGUCUCACUGACAUCCCCAUUGACACCAAUACAGUGAUCAGUGCUAAUAAAAAGCACUGACACUGUAUAAUGGCACCAAGCAGGAAGGGUUAACAUGUGGGUCGAUCAAAGGGUUAACUGUGUGCUGUUUUACUGUGUGGUGUGUGUGUGCUUCACUGUGAGCACACUGCUAAGCAUGGCUCUGCUAUGCAAAGCCAUGCAUAGCAGUGUGCAGAAGCUGACAGGGGAGAAAUUUGUAUUGUUUACUUACACGCUCCCUACCCGGAAAUGCAAAAUC
Molecule: messenger RNA, 320 nt
Organism: Staurois parvus
Lineage: Eukaryota; Metazoa; Chordata; Amphibia; Anura; Ranidae
Source: the annotation of a GenBank genome assembly